Molecule: messenger RNA, 2225 nt
Organism: Pungitius pungitius (ninespine stickleback)
Lineage: Eukaryota; Metazoa; Chordata; Actinopteri; Perciformes; Gasterosteidae
Gene: eloal
Product: elongin A, like
Exons: 11
Coding region: 71-1984 (637 amino acids)
Biological process (GO): transcription elongation by RNA polymerase II
Cellular component (GO): elongin complex; nucleus
Source: RefSeq, a predicted model, not a curated record
UUUAAUAACGCUGUCAUCAAUGGGCGCGCGCUGCCCGCUGUGUGCACACGGCUGCACGUGAAUCACCGUGAUGGACAGCAGCUCUGAUGUGGCGAAGAAACUCAUGCGGUUCAAACUUCAGCUGACGGACACAGCGGAGUCUGCCACGGUUGUAAAGAUCUUGCAGAAACUCAAAGAUCUCGAUAUAACAUUAGACCUUCUUGCAGAAACUGGAAUUGGCAAAACUGUAAACUCUCUGCGCAGACAUGUACAGGCUGGGGAAUUGGCCAAGUCGCUAGUCAUGGGUUGGAAAAGAUUGGUCCCUAAGGAAUCUAGAAGCCUCACAGAUGAUGGGAAUGUGUCCGUUAAAGACAAACUGGAACACCAAAACUGUCCAAAUAAUGGAAGUCUUACAAUGGAUGAUUCAAACAAUACUUGCUUAAAAUCUCACAUUAAGAAUUCUUCAGAUGAAGCCCUCAUCAAAACGGGCAGCAGGAAAGCUGAUUCAGGGAAACAUUGUAAAGAAUUGAAAAGAAAAAGGGACCAUCAUGAAAAUCAAGAAAAAUGUCAACAGGAAAACCAGCAUAUCUCUCAGAAUGACGUCUUAAAAAAGAACAUUGAUGUCCAGGAGAAUCCAAUGGACAUUUCAGUUUCCAAGAAAAUUAAAAGGAAAGAGAGGGACGCAAAAAACUCAGAGGACCCUCAUCAACAAUCAAGCUCAAAUGAGAAACAAAAGCAAUCAUCCAAAGAAGGCAAAGAAUCCUUUUCCAUUAAAUCCAGUCACAAACGCUUGGAAACAUUAGCGCUGGCCAGUGUCAAAGAGGACAGAUCUUCUACAAUAUUGAGGAGUUCGGAGGCACAAAACAAAAAAAGGAAAAAAAUGACUAAAGAGAAGCACUGCACUCUAAAAGACAAACAAGAGUCUGAAGAAAAAGGACCUUCAAAAAACAAAAAGGCCAAAAUAAAGCAUAAAAAGGAACAGGCUAAAUCCGAUGAGCGCUCUUUGUCUUUUGAAUCGUACUUGAACUAUGACGGAAAUGUCAAGAAAAAAGAGCGAUCUGGAGGGAAGAAACUGCCUAAAACCCUCAAGACUGUAGUAAAAGAGCGAGAAUCAAAGCGGCCUGAGAUGAAACCUUUAAUUUCCCCUGGAAUGUCACUGCAUUUAACUUCUCCAACACAGGAGUUUAAGGAGUCUGUAUUGGAAGCAUUUAGAAUCCCUUCACCCACUGGUCUGCCAGACUGUGAAAAACCAUAUGGAGUGGAGUACUUUGAGAGGAAAGUUGAGCGGGAGUCAGAGUUCUGUGACUUCUCAGAGGAGUCUGUAGGCUUCACUGGUCAACGACUUAACAAAAAGAUGCAAGUGUACUCUGGUGCCAAGACCGCCUUCCUCCCAACCAUGAUGAGCUUGCAUCAGCAGUGUAUUCGCACACUCCAGAAUAACAUCAACCUGCUCUACGAAACCGGAGGAGUCCCCUUUGAAAUCCUCGAGCCGGUGUUGGAGAGGUGCACACCAGAGCAGCUGCUACGCAUUGAAGAAUGCAACCCAAUCUACAUGGGAGAGACAGACCACUUAUGGGGAAAACAUUGCCAGAGGGACUUCAAACACUCCAAACUUCAAGAGUAUGAAUCAUGGAAAGAGAUGUACGUCAGGCUGUCUGAGGAGAGGGAAAGGAAAUUCAAAAGGCUCACAAAAAGCAUCGUCUCUGCCCAUUCUACCAGACCCAAAGGUCGGCAGGUGAAAAUGGCCUUCAUUCACUCGGUGGCUAAGCCCCCGAGAGAUGUGCGGAUUCAGCAGGAAAUUCAUGGAACAGCGUCUCAGCAGCCUCAGCCCAAGUCCAGCGUCAAGGUUCAAGACAACAGGCCGAGGCUGAGUAAUGAGCCCAGCAGGUCUAGCAGCACCAGUUCAGGGGCGCCUAACGCGCAAGACCCUCGCAAAAAAACAAGAGUUGCUCCAAUGAUGGCAAAGUCCUUGAAGGCAUUCAAGAAACAGCUGGGACGCAGAUAAAUGCUUUGCUAUUAAAAAUGAAUAGAUUUGAAGACGGUUCACAUCGUUCAUUAACUUUGGAAGCCUGUGCUCAUCAUGGAUUACUUAAUGUUGUUUGUCUGAAUAUGCAGGAAUGUAUUUUCUUUAACUGUAAAUUGUCUUCACUAUUAAAGGGACAAUUAAACAAAUAUUCAAGCGAUUUGAUAUUUUGUCUUGUAGCCUGGUUGAGCUACAACAGGUCAGUUGUUUGGAAUGUGGCUCC